AUGGCAGUGCUGGGGCAGGGCGCGGGGGCUGCGCGGCGCCGCGGGCGGCUCCCGCCGCUCCCUCUGCUGCUGCUCGGCCUGGCGGCAUUCUUGCCAACAUUUACAUACUCAUUGAAGGUGUCUCCACUCAUAGAAAAAAUAAGUGAUCACAAGGAUUUUAAGAAGCUUCUCAGGACACGGAAUAACGUACUAGUGCUCUAUUCCAAAUCUGCUGCUGCUGCUGAAAGCUCGCUCAGGUUACUGUCCAGUGUGGCCCAGGAGGUGAAAGGACGAGGUACUAUAAGCUGGAUAGACUGUGGUGAUACUGAAAGCCGAAAAUUAUGCAAGAAGAUGAAGGUAGAUCCUAAUUCAAAGGAGAAGGGAGUGGAUUUACUCCAUUAUAAGGACGGUGCAUUUCAUACUGCAUAUAACAGAGCGGUCACAUUGAAGUCUAUGGUGGCCUUUCUCAAGGAUCCAGAAGGUGCUCCACUGUGGGAGGAAGAUCCUGAAGCUAAAGAUAUUGUGCAUGUCGACAGUGAAAAGGAAUUGAGAAGACUUCUGAAGAAGGAAGACAAGCCCCUUCUGAUGAUGUUCUAUGCCCCAUGGUGUGGUGUUUGUAAGAGAAUGAUGCCAUCUUAUCAGCAAGCAGCAACAGAACUCAAGGGUAAAUAUGUUCUUGCGGGGAUGAAUGUUUACUCUGCUGAAUUUGAAAGGAUAAAGGAAGAAUUCAAUGUCCGGGGAUAUCCUACAAUCUGCUAUUUUGAGAAAGGAAAGUUCCUGUUCAACUUCGAGAACUUUGGUGCUACUGCAGCAGAUAUAGCAGAGUGGCUGAAAAACCCACAGGCACCUCAGCCACAGGCUCCAGAGACUCCCUGGGCAGAUGAAGAAAAUGUAGUUUAUCACCUGACCGAUGAGGACUUCGACAAGUUUAUAAAAGAUCAUUCAUCUGUGCUAGUGAUGUUCCAUGCACCAUGGUGUGGGCACUGUAAGAAAAUGAAGCCAGAAUAUGAGAAGGCUGCAGAGUUUCUCCAUGUAACCAGUGAUAGUCCGGGUGUCCUUGCAGCAGUCGAUGCUACUGUCAACAAGGCGCUGGCAGAAAGAUACCACAUCUCAGGGUUUCCUACUUUGAAAUAUUUUAAAGAUGGAGAGGAGAAAUACACUCUGCCACACCUCAGAACAAAGAAGAAGAUCAUUGACUGGCUGCAAAAUCCUGAAGCACCACCUCCACCUGAGCCUGCAUGGGAAGAAAAACAGACCAGUGUUAUCCACCUUGCUGGAGAAGACUUCAGGGAGUCCUUGAAGAAGAAGAAGCACACCCUUGUCAUGUUCUAUGCACCAUGGUGUCCCCACUGUAAAAAUGCCAUUCCACAUUUCACAACUGCUGCUGAAGUCUUUAAAGAAGAUCGCAAGAUCGCCUACGCUGCAGUGGACUGUGCCAAAGGACAGAAUCAUGACCUGUGUAAGCAGGAGGGGGUUGAUGGCUACCCCACCUUCAACUAUUACAACUAUGGGAAAUUUGUGGAAAAAUAUACGGGAGAUCGAGGGGAGUCUGGAUUCACCACUUUCAUGCGAACCCUGAGAGAAAGAGAUCAUGAAAGAGUAGGCAAGAAGAAGGAUGAACUGUAGUUUUUGCCUCAAAAGAAGCUUUCCGCUGCACUGUGAAUGGUUCCAGGUCCUUUGUUGAUGCACCUGAGACUUCACAUAUUCUCAAGACAGAGACUUUUUUUUUAUAAAUAGCCAUGGCCAUUUUGUACAAUUUUGAAAUAAAGUGAAACCACUUGAUUUUUAAAAGGAAAAUAAAUUAGAAUGUUGCCAUAAUGUUUUAAAGAAAACUUAGCAUUCUCUCUCAUGUUGGGAGACUAUGCCCACUGACACUCCUAUGCAAUAUUUUUGUAGUCUGUAGCGUGUCUGUAGGUGAUGUUGUUUGUUAGGGUGAAAUUUUUGUUCCGGUAUUGCAGUAUAUGUAAAAAACAAAGGGGAGGGGACACGGUUUGGUUUGGGUUUGUUUUGUUACAUUUUGUUUAAAUCAGUCCAGGAAAAUGGGAUUUGUAAGUCACAGAUUUAUUCAAAUGCAGUUUUACAUUCUUGUGAAAUAGUUAUGUGUUUGUGACUGAGAUUUGGGGGGAACAAUUUUAAGGUGCUCAGGGAUAAAUAAGGUAUCUGAGUUAAUGAAGACAUUAACAUUGACCAGUCCAGAUCUGUUAAUUUCAUUUAAACCUCUCUGGUCUUUAAAUCAGAACUGUUUACAUACCUUUAUAAAAUGUAUUGAGUGAAUUAAGCCACACAUCAAAAAUCAGCAGAGCAUGGGUGAAAUGAAAAACCCUCCUUCUUUGGCAUCAAUACUGUAUGUAUCUGUGAGUUAUGGCAGGAAUGAUUAUCUUAUAGAGGUACAUGGUUACUCUUACAGGGAACACAGUCUCCCUUCAAGUUAUGAUUGGGUCAUAUCAAAUAUCUGUUGUAAAGUGUUAUGUUCAGCUGUUCUGAUAAAUGCAUAAUACUAAAUGCAUAAUACUUAUGGUAAUGCAGUAAUUGUGUGUAUUACCUGUUUACAUUCCAAAAGUUUAUCUUCAUUUGUAGGAGGGAUUUUUCCUUUUUGCUCCUUAAGGAGUUGCACAAACAAUCUCUCUCUGACAGUCAUCACUGUAAAACCUGUAUCAGCAGCAGUUGAAAUGUGUUACACUUUUGAUGCUUAUACAAAAAAAAAGUUGAUCUGGAAGUACUUCUGUCUUCACAGGAGGGGAGAGGGAGGGGCAGGAUUCACCUUGAACUAGAAAUAAAUUUUUAAAAAGACAAGUAUUUUUAUCAUUAAUCAGCCUUGUUCAGCUUCUUCCCCGCUGGGCCAAUGACCACAGCUGGUGGUGGCUUAGGAAGAGCCGGUGCACGCAGGACGAGUUCCCACUGCCCGUGGCUGGGACAUCCCAGCCUUGGGGAGUGCUGGGCAGCACUGCAGGUGUGUGGUGGUGUGAGGGUCAGCCUCCCUCUGCCCUGGCACUCCAGGGGGCACAGAACAGCUUCCCACAGCAGAGAGCUGUGACCUGCGUCUGAAACAUUCCUCUUGCUCCUCAGUCUGCCUGUCUAGUUUUCUUCUAGUUUGGACCUGCAGGCCGUGCUGAGGGGCUGCUCAGGAGGUGAAUGGCAUCUUAUCUCCUUCCUGGGUGUUUUUUCCUUCCCUCUCUUGCCUAAUUAAUGGCACUGUAUAUUUGGCACCGUUAAGCUGCUGAAGCCGUUAGUGAGUAUUGUGGAAUACCAGCAGCCUGAUUGGCCUUGUAUGGUAGCCAGCUUGUUAACCAUGACAUCAGUUGGAAUGGCCAUGGAGCUGUGCCAAGUAUCUUUUCUUAUUAGGCACCUGAUGAGCCUCUUCACCCAAAAAAAUCAGCUGCCUGAUAGUACAUAAUGUUAAAAUGUAAAAGUAGCUUAAUUUAUGAAGUCUCUUACUCUGUUUUUUUCCCUUUCAAUUAGCACAGUUACUUAUGUUGUGUAUAGCACUUUUACAGAAGAUCAUGGUAAUUCUUUAUUUCAAGCUAUCCUCACGUAAGUAGCAGGCACUCCACCCUGCAUUUAGAAAACUACAUAUUGAUGCCAUUUGAUCUCAAACAGGAAUUCUUCUGCUUUUAGCGAACUAUCAAAUAUGAUCAGUCCAGAACUUGCUGCAUCUCUUUUGAUCUCGGAGUCAAAGCAGCUGGCACUAACGAAAUAACAGCCUCCAGAAAAUGUUGAGCAUUUCUGUGCAUAGGCUGUGCCUAUGUUUGUGCUAAUUGGUGAGAAAUGUAGACUUCUUCAAAAAUAAGAAAGAAAAAAAUGAUAGCUUGCCAAUGGUGACUUCACUAGUCAGGAUCAUUCUGAAUUAUAGGCUUUAGUAAAUGUUUAGGAUAAGACAAUUGCACACUGUGCUUCAGACUAGUAAUUCCUUACAGCCGGUUACACCAUAAUAAAAUCAGGAAUUCUCAUUUUUCCCUUCA
Molecule: messenger RNA, 3938 nt
Organism: Corvus hawaiiensis (hawaiian crow)
Lineage: Eukaryota; Metazoa; Chordata; Aves; Passeriformes; Corvidae
Gene: PDIA5
Product: protein disulfide isomerase family A member 5
Exons: 17
Coding region: 1-1605 (534 amino acids)
Biological process (GO): protein folding
Cellular component (GO): endoplasmic reticulum
Molecular function (GO): protein disulfide isomerase activity
Source: RefSeq, a predicted model, not a curated record